AUGUCGAUCCAGCCACUUAUCACGUUCAAGGCUGGCAAGUGCAAUAUCACUUCCAGAGAUGGCAACAAGCAGGCUGUCAAGCCAGUCGCCGGGCCUGGCUAUGUCUACCUGUACCAGGGCGAAGAUGAGUUUGUUCACUUCUGCUGGCGACCCCGCGACAAGACUCUCGAGGAGUCCGAGCUCGAUCUCAUCAUGAUCCCCGGUGAUGGCUCAUUCUCGCCAUACACCGGCAAGGAUGCCGCCGAAGACUCCGAAUCAGUCAAGUCGCCCACCGAUGGCCGCAUAUUCGUCCUCAAGUUCAACUCCAGCUCACAACGCUACCUCUUCUGGUUACAGUCGAAGUCACAGCACCCUCGUAGUGAUGCAAGCUGUUUCAGCGAGCGUGACCUCAAGAUCGGCCAGAUUGUUGAUCUUCUCUUGAAUGGUGAAGAUAUCGACGUCCAGGCUGAGCUCGCGAGCAUCCCGAGUCAUCCCUCCGGCGGCGGCGACGACGACGAGACGAUGGAAGAUGUCGGGGAGUCCACCCGCCGUAAUCGCCACGGCAGCACAGGAGGCGCUGGAUCUGGGGCUACAGGUGGUGACAUUCGAGACGAGGGCGAAGAGUCUCGUGAAGGUGGUGCUGACGGCGGCCGAGCAGCAGGAGGAGUGGGUGAUGUUUCAUCUAUCGUCCAGAACUUCGUGGACUCCCUCAAGGGCGGCAGUGGGGGCAGCGGAGGCAGCGGGCAACAACAGCAAGGUGGCGGCGACUUUACAACUCUACUUGACCUCCUAUGGCCGACCACGACCGGCCCUGUAAUCGAGGACGCGUCCGACGAGCUCAUCGAUGCACUCUGCGCCCAGCUUCCCACUACACCAUUCUUGCUCGAGGCUGAGGUUGAGGACAUUGACCAGAUUGACCCCAACGGCGAUACCGCACAGAUGGUGGUGCAGACACUGGGCCAGGACGAGAAGAGAGAAGUUAUCAAGGGGAUAGUAAGGGCACCUCAGCUUCGCGCUGCGCUUGGAAGUCUUACAGAGGCCUUGAAGUCCGGUGCACUGCCAACUGUUGCUCAGGCGCUAAACAUUGCCGUUGAGCACGGUGGCUACAUGAGGGGUGGCGCCAUGCCGCUUGGCGGUGGUGACGCAGUUAAGGCGUUCUUAGAGGGCGUCAAGAGGACAGUGGAGAACGAGGAUGAGGAUGAGGAUGAAAACAUGGACGAGUCAUGA
This is a messenger RNA of Didymella exigua CBS 183.55, 1206 nucleotides long. RefSeq lists its product as uncharacterized. Lineage: Eukaryota; Fungi; Ascomycota; Dothideomycetes; Pleosporales; Didymellaceae. The coding region runs from base 1 to 1206 and encodes 401 amino acids. Gene Ontology annotation, cellular component: cytoplasm; proteasome regulatory particle, lid subcomplex; nucleus. Gene Ontology annotation, molecular function: proteasome binding; ubiquitin binding; endopeptidase activator activity. The record is from RefSeq and is a predicted model, not a curated record. The transcript is spliced from 4 exons. Gene Ontology annotation, biological process: ubiquitin-dependent protein catabolic process.